Messenger RNA from Nanorana parkeri, 735 nucleotides. It is a transcript of the gene CTXN3, whose product is annotated as cortexin 3. The coding region runs from base 308 to 679 and encodes 123 amino acids. Lineage: Eukaryota; Metazoa; Chordata; Amphibia; Anura; Dicroglossidae. The transcript has 2 exons. The record is from RefSeq and is a predicted model, not a curated record.
AUGUCCUUCUGAAGAGGAUUUCAGACAAGCUGCACGACUGCUUCUCAGCUGUGGAAUACAUUGAAGCGAAGGGCUGCUGAGAUAGAAUGGAAAUCAGACUCUGCCUUUCAGUACAUGCAGCAGCAUCAGCUCAUGACAUCUAACAUUCGCCAGAUACAAGCUGACCGAAAAGUUACUUCCAUUUUAUUGCUCUCCGAACACGAUGGCCAAAAUGUCGGGCUUUAAGCUGCCCUUUCUACGCUGUCUUCGAAAUGAUUUGGCAGGAAUAAAACUUGAAGAUUUGUGUACAUAACACAUACUCCUGGGAAUGGACCAAGUUUUCUAUCGACUAGAACAAGACUCUCAGUUCAAGUCAAAGUACUUCCACCAUGAUUUUGGAGAAGUUAUGAAGAGGAAAAAGUCAUUCUGGAAUUGUUUGUUUCCAUUUUCCUGGACGAUGGACGCAGAGACUUUGCCUUCCACAAUGUUACCUACGCUGAAUACGUCCUAUAGCUACUCAAUGACACUGGAACAAAAGACCACAUUUGCCUUUGUCAUUUUACUAUUUAUCAUUUUGGGUGUUCUCAUUGUUAGGUGUUUCAGGAUCCUUCUUGACCCAUACCGGAGUAUGCCAACUUCUACCUGGGCAGAUGGAGUAGAUGGACUAGAAAAAGGGCAGUUUGACUAUGCUCUUGCAUAAUGACCAAAACCCACUAGUGCUUUCCUGGACUUGGUUAAAUAAAAGUGAUGAUGUUA